AUGCUUUCUCGUUCAUUGUUGAGAUCUACUCUUUCCGCUGCUAAGGCCAACACUCGUGUUAGAACUUUCAAGCAAGAAGAUCAACCAAGAUUGAGAAUUGGCUCUACUGCUCCAGAUUUCAAAGUUGACACCACUGAAGGUCCAAUUGAGUUCCACAAGUGGAUUGGUGAUUCCUGGACUGUUUUCUUCUCCCACCCAGCUGAUUUCACUCCAGUUUGUACCACUGAGUUGGGUGCCUUUGCUGCCUUGAAGGAUGAGUUCUCCAAGAGAAACGUCAAGUUGAUUGGUUUGUCCGCUGAGGGCGUUGACUCCCACAAGGCCUGGAUCAAGGACAUUGAAGACAUCACCCCAGGUUUGAAGACCUUCUCCUUCCCAAUCAUUGCCGAUACUGACAGAGAGGUUUCCUUCUUGUAUGACAUGGUCGAUGAAGAAGGUUUCAAGAACUUGAACGGUGGUAUUGUUCAAACCAUCAGAUCCGUCUACGUCAUUGACCCAAGCAAGAAGAUCAGAAUCACAUUCACUUACCCUCCAUCCUGUGGCCGUAACUCUGCUGAGGUUUUGAGAGUCAUCGAUGCCUUGCAGUUGGCUGACAAGAAGGGUGUUGUCACUCCAAUUGACUGGACCGCUGGUAAGGAUGUUAUCAUCCCACCAACCGUCAGCAACGAGGAUGCUAAGAAGAAGUUUGGUGAGUUCGACGAGGUCAAGCCAUACUUGCGUUACACCAAGGUUUAA
This is a messenger RNA of Williopsis jadinii, 732 nucleotides long. It is a transcript of the gene PRX1, whose product is annotated as thioredoxin peroxidase PRX1. Gene Ontology annotation, biological process: cell redox homeostasis; cellular response to oxidative stress; cellular oxidant detoxification. Gene Ontology annotation, molecular function: thioredoxin peroxidase activity. The coding region runs from base 1 to 732 and encodes 243 amino acids. Gene Ontology annotation, cellular component: cytosol; mitochondrion. The record is from RefSeq and is a predicted model, not a curated record. NCBI's taxonomy places the organism in Eukaryota, Fungi, Ascomycota, Saccharomycetes, Phaffomycetales, Wickerhamomycetaceae. The transcript is spliced from 2 exons.